AUGUCGUAUCCGACUCUUCCAACAAAUCUCGCUCCGGCGACGCCGCAGAAACCCCUUCCUGGAGCUUACUUUCAAACACCAGCUCCAGCUACAACACGAACUCUCCCACCAUUCCCAGCGAAGUCGUCGGUGCAGCAGACCGAACCUCAGACUCCCAUGCCAAAGCUCCCCCCGGCAGCCUCUAAGACCAAAAAUCAGACAGUGAGCACCGAGGAACGCGGGGCGAAAACGAUCAAUAGCAGCUUGCAAAGCGAGUCGCGCUUCCCAGAUCUUGACAGCUAUUUAUCACAGGGCUCGUCGUCCGAAUACAACAUCUCCGCCUCUCAAUCAUGGGCGCCAUUCCAGAAAAUCAAAACGUACGACAUCCCCGACCAGAUCUUCGAGCAAUACAACCGCGCGCAAGUUUCGACCAGCAUGGGUCUGUUUGCCGAGUUGAACCACGCCUGGGUAGCGAUUGACAACGCAUUGUACAUCUGGGAUUUCACACACCCCAACCCGCAAUUGGUGGGAUUCGAGGAACAACCGAACAGCAUCAACGCUGUCAAGUUGACCAAACCGCGUCCUGGAGUUUUCUUGCCUGCGAUCACCCAUCUGUUGGUCAUUGCGACGACGGCAGAAAUCAUUUUGUUGGGAAUGGGCCACGAGACCACGCCCAAUGGAGGUAAACAGGUCUCUUUGUAUCACACUGGGAUGUCGGUGGCUGUCCGAGGCCUGGAUAUCAACGUCUUCGCGGCAACAGAGUCCACUGGACGCAUCUUCUUCGGAGGGUCGUCUGAUACCGAUGUGCACGAGGUGACCUACCAGCAAGAGGAACGUUGGUUCCAGGGCCGGUGCGGUAGAGUCAAUCAUACCAGCUCGCGUCUAUCAGCGUUCAGGCCAUCGAUGAGUCUGACGAAUCUUGCCCAAAGCGCGUCCGAGCACGUUGUGCAAAUGGCAAUCGAUGACAGCCGAAACUUGCUUUACACACUUUCCUCCGCGUCUACAAUUCGCGUAUUCCACAUGGGACCGGAGGGUAGGUUGAACCUCGCAAUCACCAAGCGUGCCGUCGAUAUUUACUCCAAUAUUGGACACAUUAUCACCUCCAACGAGACUCUCAAUCCCAAAGUCAAGAUUGUGGCAAUCAGUCCCGUACCAUCUACAGAAGCUUCGCGUUACCACCUCGUUGCAACGACGGCGACUGGCUAUCGCAUCUAUCUAAGCGCCACUGCUUCAAACAGCUGGGCGCCCUCGUCAACCAGCACUAGUCCCCCCCACGAGCAUGCAGGCUUUGCAUGUGAAAACACCACCCGUCGAUAUCUCGCCCGUAUUGGUGCGGUACUACCUUCUGCUGGUCAGAUCAAUACACUUUCACCUACUCGCCUUGCCGAGCGAUACUCCCCUGGUUAUUUCUUCUGCUUCACUACCAAGGAUGCCCAAAAAAAGAUGGAUACGCUUUUCGUUUCGACCCCAGAUUCUGGUCGGAUUGCUCAGUACCAGGAAAACUCGGUCAGCGGUAAAGCAGCUGAGUCGGCUAUCGUCCUGGAACUGGGCGGCAAAGCAGAGGAUAUCGGACUGGUUUCGGCACCAUCACCGGUGACCAACGAGCUGGCUGUCCAGUUUGAUCAUCCAGCUGCAGAGAUCGCAAUCUUGACAAACGGUGGAGUCCAUAUCAUUCGUCGACGUCGUCUCGUGGAUAUAUUUGCCGCCUUGCUUCGUAGCGGCGGCAACCCUCAUGAGGGUCUGACCGGAGAGAUCCAAAAUUUCCUCAGAACAUAUGGACGCAGUGAAAUGCUGGCGACGGCUCUGGCGGUGGCUUGUGGCCAGGGUAUGGAGAUUUCCCCCGACCAAAGACUGACCCGAAUCACCGACCCGGAUGUCCUGGCCGCAGCACGGCAAGCCUUCAUCACUCAGGGUGGACGGGCUCACUUGAAUGAAAAUGCCAUUGCCGACGGCUCAACCUCUGCUCUUGAUGCAGUGCAGCCGUCUCCUCGACACACGGGUAUUGCAUUGUACAUCUCCCGUUUGUUAAGGUCUAUCUGGAAGGAGAAAAUUGCCAAGGUGGGCAAUGGACCUAGUGGCGCACAAUCUGUUUCCGCGUCCGUGAGCUCGAGUAAACUGCAGACUAUCCAGCAUGAUCUCUCCUCAUUGGAAGAGUUCUUCAAGGUGAACAAAACAUUUAUCGAUGGGCUCAACGGGCCAGACGCCCUUUCCCGGGUAAACAGCAAGCAAGAAGAAGUGGCUCUGCAAGCUGAGCACCGCGCAUUGCACUCUCUUGUCCGGUUGGUCCAACACACGAUUGAAGGCAUCUCCUUUGUACUUGUGCUAUUUGACGAACGUGUUGAUGAAAUUGUGGCGACCUUGCCAGCUGAGUCAAAAGAGAAGUUCCUCAGUCUCACCUUUGAGGAAUUGUUUAGCUCCAGCAAGGGUCGUGAUAUUGCCAAGGAGCUUGUGAAGGGCAUUGUCAACCGCAACAUCGCGAAGGGCUCCAAUGUCGAGACCGUGGCUGAUGCCCUCCGACGACGAUGUGGCAGCUUCUGCAGCAUGCAAGAUGUCGUGAUUUUCAAGGCACAGGAAAUGUUGAAGCGCGCCACUGAGGCCGGUGCGAACACUGAAUUGGGCCGCAACUUGCUCAACGAGAGUCUGCAUCUUUUCCAGCAGGUGGCGGAACACCUGCCCAUGGAUUAUCUGGUUUCGGCUGUUGACAAUUUCAUUGCCAACCAAUUCUUUGCAGGUGCUAUCCAGCUCGCCCUCAAUGUCGCUGCCCGAUCCGACAAGUCCAAUAUGGCCUAUUCCUGGAUUAUGGAUCAGCGUCCCGAACAGGUGCUUAUUCCCCUUUAUCCCAAUGGACCCGCGCGCCAACUGACGCACACAACUACCCAGGAUCCCCGCAAGGAAUACUUCUUAUUCCGCAAACAAUGUUACGAUCUAAUCUUCAAGGUGAUCCUUGCAGUUGAUACCCUCGCUGCAUCUGACCCCGGUAUGAUUGAUGGCCAACUCACCACCGUUGCCAAACGUCAGAACGAGGCUUAUGGCGUGAUUUCCGAUUCGACCGAUGAGGUGUUCCUGACGAGUUUGUACGACUGGUACCUCGAGCAAGGCUGGAGCGACCGGUUGCUGCAGACCUCGUCGCCCUUUGUGGUCACUUACCUCCAGCGCAAGUCGAACGAUGACCUGGGCCAUGCUGAUUUACUCUGGCGAUUCUAUGCCCAGUCUCAGCGAUUCUUCGAGACUGCUCAGGUUCAGUUCCAUUUGGCCAAUAGCGCUUUCGUGCUACCCUUGAGCCGUCGCAUCGAGUACCUUGGACAAGCCCGCGCUAACGCUUCAAUCUUCACCCCGGACGUCGGUCGUCAGUCAAGACAGCGACUGUUGCAGGAUAUCUCAAACCUUAUCGACGUGGCCAAUAUCCAAGAUGACCUUCUGCAAAGAUUGAAGGAUGAUGAGCGGAUUAUUCCCGAACGGAAACCUGAGAUUCUUCGCGAGGUCGAUGGACCAAUUUUGGAUAUUAGCACACUAUUCAACAAAUACGCCGACUCUGCCAGUUACCAUGAUAUCUGUCUCCAGAUUUUCUACCACGCAGACCACCGCAAUGCGGCCGACGUCAAGUCUACCUGGCAACAUCUGAUCGAGAAUGUCCAUGACGCCACUGUUCAGCGUGGCUCACCGCAACCGUACGAAGCGGUGAUCGAGAAAGUCCGCAGCCUUGGAAGUCGCCUGCGGAUGUCCGAGACCAUUUUCCCCAUCCGUGAGCUCGUCCCCAUGCUGGAGCGGUAUGCGCUGGAAUUCCAGCGUAACGUUGGCCCUGCUACCUGGGUGGUUGAUCUAUUCAUUGAUCUCGGCGUGGCGCACGAAUCACUGUACGCCGUGCUGGAGACCAUGUACUACACCGACGAAGCGCCUUUCCACGGUUCCAACCGGCGGUUCAUUGCGCAUGACCUGCUGUACCUACUGAGUGGGUGGUUCCAGGAGACCGUGCGCCUGGGCGGCAUGGUUUUCGGGUCGGAUAUCGUUGCCGAGCGUGUAUCUGAGAUGCUACUGAUCCUGCAGCAGAGCGGUGUCAUUAGCGGGGACCAGUUGGAGAUCGCUCAUGAGUUGCGGUCACGGAUUGACGACAUCCUGCGUUAA
Penicillium bovifimosum is the source of this 4101-nucleotide messenger RNA. Its product is annotated as putative non-repetitive nucleoporin. Gene Ontology annotation, molecular function: structural constituent of nuclear pore. The record is from RefSeq and is a predicted model, not a curated record. The transcript is spliced from 5 exons. The coding region runs from base 1 to 4101 and encodes 1366 amino acids. Gene Ontology annotation, cellular component: nuclear pore inner ring; nuclear pore. Lineage: Eukaryota; Fungi; Ascomycota; Eurotiomycetes; Eurotiales; Aspergillaceae. Gene Ontology annotation, biological process: transcription-dependent tethering of RNA polymerase II gene DNA at nuclear periphery; protein import into nucleus; protein localization to nuclear inner membrane.